Molecule: messenger RNA, 3127 nt
Organism: Toxorhynchites rutilus septentrionalis
Lineage: Eukaryota; Metazoa; Arthropoda; Insecta; Diptera; Culicidae
Gene: WDY
Product: WD repeat-containing protein on Y chromosome
Exons: 5
Coding region: 2-3127 (1041 amino acids)
Molecular function (GO): protein binding
Source: RefSeq, a predicted model, not a curated record
GAUGGAUCCAACUGCGGACGCAAAUGACGCCCACCCAGAAGGUUUUGUCGAUUACCAAAUGCUGCAUCGAUAUAUCUCGCUGGAUCAAAUCGAAGAGUUGCAUGAAAUUUUUGAAGAGAGAGUGGAAUUGUUCCCGGAAGAGCUACGCUCGGCGCUCACCGAUGUCGCCGGGAUCGAAUUCAGCGACGAGGACUUCGAACUGCUGUUCAUGAAACUGAACACCAACUGGGACGAGUUCUGCCAGUGGGACGAGUUCGUUAGCUACCUGCUGCUGGGCCUCCAGAUCGACGAUCCGUUGGCGGUGGAGGAAGCGCUGGUUCUGCCGAUAGCGGACGAACCGGACGCGAAGCUGGGCCGGCAGACGUACCAAAUCACCAAGAUCGAGUACAGUCCAACGUUUUCCUAUGACGGAGUCGCUGAUUGGUCCGAAGGCUUCUGGGUAACCACGAGUCGUGAGGGUUUCAUAAACAUCUGGAAGCGGGACUGGCACCUCCAUAAAGCGGGCAAAGCGUUCAGUGUGGAUUUGAAGCGAUCAACAACGGUGGUCCUGGAUACGGUAGUUCUUCCGAAUCAAAACAUGCUCUGCGUUGCAUGUCUGGAGUGCGAACUUCGUUUCUACGAUAUUAUUGGCGCUGGGUUCUUUUUGUAUUUGAUAAUUAACCGGUUGGAGAACCCUAUCAAUGCUCUGUUUUACCAUUAUUCAUCCGAUUCCCGGGACAGGCUCCUACUGGGGGACAACGUGGGAAAAAUAUACAUUAUCGAGUACUACCCGGAGAGUAAGGAACCCAUCACAGAAGACAUGUCCUCACAAGUACUCAAGAUGAGCUUUAGCAACUUUAUGGCUGGCUGCUAUCCUCAGAUGGUGUGUACUGACUAUGGUCGCAUGUUACCGGAUAUAGUACGACAGCUGGAAUAUGUCCAGCAGGUCGAUUGCUUUCUGGCCUGUUCGGAGCUUGAUCCCCUUGCUCCGCCACUUGAGAAUGAUGCGCAGCCUGUGUCAUUGGUGAUUCAAGAAAUGAGUAAACAGAUGAGGAAAUCGGUGUUUGCAGUGCCAUACGGAGUGACCUGUUUUUGUUUUUACCACCCAAAAGAUUUGUUGGCGACUGGAGGACCCGAUGGAAAGCUUAGACUGUGGGAUAUUUAUCGUCCGGAUAAACCCACUGAUACAUUACCUGGGCACAAUGCUGGCGUUAUGUACUUAUUUUUCCAGGAUCGCUCGGAGAAGCUCUACAGCAUGGACACGAAGAAGAUCGUCAAAAUCUGGGAUGUUCCCAACAAAACACUGAUACAGACGUAUCGUGAUUAUGCCAGAAAAUUGUACAAAACCGUUCCAGCCUGUGCCUAUUACGACGAUCGAAAUCGGGUGCUCUAUGUUGGUGCCAACCGGGUCCUAGCGACCCCGUGUUCCCCCGAGAUAGCCAUGGAUGUGACCGAUGGUGAAAGUCACAAUCUACCUAUCUCGGUUCUCUUGUACAAUCCAUUGUUCAAGGUCGUUAUCAGCUGUGGUUUGGAUAGUUUCAUCAUUGUGUGGAAUCACUGGCUCAAUCGGAAGCUGUUGAUCAUUCCCGAUGCCCACACUCGAAUCGUGAACGGAUUGGUUCAAAAUGUCGAAAUAACAGCGGCGUGUUUCAAUCUGAAGCUACAACUCCUGUUGACUGGUGCGCACGAUGGUUCGAUGAAGAUCUGGAACUUCAACAACGGAUCUUGUGUGUACUCGAUGGGUAUCGAAGAGGGCUGCGAAGUCACCGCAGUGUUUUGGGGAACAUCCUGCAUUCUGGCAAUGGGAUGGAACCAUGUGGUGGUAGACUUUCAUGUAGGCGAAACCGAAAUGGAGUUCCAGAUCGGUCAUGAAUGGCAAAAGUUGCACUCCGAUGAUAUACUUUGUGCCACGAUAAACCGUGGUCGACACAAAGUUCUGGCAACGUGCAGCUACUCAGGUGAACUCCUGCUCUGGAUGAUCGCAACAGGACAGGCGUAUCGAAGAUUCGACGCUGGUAAGCCAACCAGUGAUCUACCGGUUUACAUUCAAGGAUUACCCAUCGCCCAAAAGCGUAGACGAACUCGAAUGUCAAUGUAUAUGCCCAAUGAAAGUUUCCGUCAGCGAAGAUUGACUCAAAUCGUGAUGCCUCUUGGAACGAGGGCUCUACGGAAGCUCACGAUUCAUAAAUUACUCUUUCUGGAGUCGCGUCCAAUGCAUCCGGAGUAUGGUACUUUGCUGUGUUCCUUAGAUAACGGGACUGUGCAAAUUUACUCCCACCAUCCCGAUGGUAAAUAUUUGGGUUCAUUCAACGCGAUUCACAUGGCGGGAGAUCGGGUGCUCUCGAUGGCAACUGAUCCGGACAAUAAGUUUUUGUUCACCGGAACCUAUCUGGGGUAUUUGAAAAUUUGGCUGAUGGAGAAUUAUCACGUUCCACCGGAGAAACAGGUAAGAAUAAACAAGCCCGCCAUGCGGAUUCAAUUCCCGUUCUUAUUGGAAGAUGUUAUUCCCGGUCGAGCCAAACGUUCGGUAACUGAUCAACCCAACCCAUGGCUGUUGAGUUCACACCUAGCUCACCACAAUUGUAUCACCGACAUUGUUUAUAUAGCACCCUCGAAGCUCCUGCUAACCGCAAGCAGUGACCGUACAAUCCGUUUGUGGUCCCUCGCAGGCCGUUACAUAGGUCUUCUGGGAAGCCCUUACAAGUGGCCGCCGCUCAGCCCGAACGCUCCCGCUCCAUCGGACUACGCCUUCCGGAUACCUCCGGAUCUACGGCGUGAGGUGAGCUUCACCACCGCCCAAGUGCUGGCCGGUGGCGAGCGGAAGAUCCAUCUGCAGGGUCACAUUUUGAAGGAGAGCACCGAACGGAGGCACUCCGAUGUGAUUCAAACGUACGGCGAGCCGCUCGAGCAGCCCAUUCUGAAGCGGGAAACAUUCCCGUUCGCAGAGCGGACUCCCUUCCAGCCGGACCCGGAACUGGAGUCCUUGUUCGGCUUCUUUCAAGCUUUUGAGCACUUGAAGGUCCAUGAAUUCCCGUCCGAUGCGGGGGUUGAUGAGAAUGUGCUGCGAGUGAGCUCGGCAUUGGAUGCGUCCGAAGAUGUCGAUCGAAUCGAUUCAUAUCAAGAAAGGGAGAAGGGAGUCUUUAAAUAA